AUGCCUCGAGGGGCGAGAAAACAGGUUUCCGGCACCGGAAAAUCGCUUCUGGCGUUGUGUUACGGAGGAAAUAAGGGAUGGCGGAGAGUGGCGGUUUCGGGUGGAUCGUGGGGUCACAUGGAUUGGUACUUAGCACGUGUUGGACACGAGACUGAGUGA
This is a messenger RNA of Sphenostylis stenocarpa, 159 nucleotides long. NCBI's taxonomy places the organism in Eukaryota, Viridiplantae, Streptophyta, Magnoliopsida, Fabales, Fabaceae. The record is from the annotation of a GenBank genome assembly.